UGACUUAAUUUCAGCGGUUUGCUCAUUCAGGUGUAAUUGCAGCUUGCUCGUCAUACGGGAUAGGGGGCGCCACAGCUCCUGAAAUUACACACUUGUCAUCUCUUGCACCCUCUACUUGUUAGUCAUUGGGAAGCAAUCCCGCCUACCGUUCGUCACUCGAUUGGAUAUAGCGUGUCGCAAUCACGAAGUUGAUUGGACAGAGCAAUUGACAAUCAACCUCCAUCGGGCGGAAUCAUUUUCACUUGAGUUCGGCUUCCCGUACCUUCUAAUGUCUUGUGGUUUUUAAACGGAUGACCUCUGGUUACAAAUUUGAAAACUCCUGUUCGCUCUGUGACUAUAAGUGAUCCAUUAUAGAGGCAGAGCGCACCCGGAGCAGAACAACGUGAUUAAGCGUUUCGAUCAUGGUGAACGAAAUAAGGAUAUUGUGUGUGCGUUGAACUUGCCUCUGUCCACUUCAGUGACUGAUGAACGGCCCUACCUAUUUUAAAAAGCAGAUGUUACAUUCUUCAGUUUGAGCUUCCAAUGGCUGCUCAGAACGAUGGUCCUUGUGAUCUGGAGCUCUUCCGUGUGGUUCAGGCUCCACCAACUGUCUAUUACAUUCCCAACUUUAUCACCAUGGCUGAAGAAAAAUAUUUACUGCAGCAGAUUUAUGAUUCACCCAAACCCAAGUGGACUCAGUUGUCGGGAAGAAGGCUACAGAACUGGGGUGAGGGAACACCCGAGUAAUAGGGGUGGUUUACCUCACCCGAAGGGAAUGCUUAUUGAGAAGCUACCUGAUUGGCUGGAGAAGUACACAAAGAGAAUAUCAUCCAUGCAGCUUUUCACAGGGAAAGUUGCUAAUCACGUUUUGGUUAAUGAAUACAACCCUGGUGAAGGAAUCAUGCCUCACGAGGAUGGACCUCUGUACUUUCCAACUGUGACCACUAUAAGCCUUGGCUCUCAAACUCUACUAGAUUUCUAUCAUCCCAUUACAAAAGAGAACGAAGAGAUUGCUGUACCUCAAACCGAAGAGAAUCGCUACUUUUUAUCUCUGCUGGUUGAGCCACGUAGCCUCCUGGUGCUGAAAGAUAGCAUGUACUUGAAGUAUCUACAUGGAAUCAGACCUGUGUCAGAGGACGUUAUCACAGACAAGGUGGCAAACUUGACGUCUUGCAACUCAAAACUUGGAGCUGUUUUAGCGAGGACUACAAGAGUGUCUCUGACUGUUCGUCAUGUGCCAAAAGUUUUAAAAACUUCCAUAUUAUUGGGGAAGAAAAAAUAAGCGAGGAUUUUCUUUUAAAAUAAGUUGAGGCCAACCUACCCUACAGGACACCUCCCUGAAGAAAAAGGCACAGCUGUGCCUCCAGUUCCUGAGGAGACUGAGGCAAGUGAAGCUCCCUACCUUCCCACACCCAUCUUAACUGCAUUUUAUAGGAGCACCAUUGAGAGUGUCCUGACAAGUUGCAUCUUCAUCUGGUAUGGGAGCAGCAGAGUAUCGGAUCAGAAGUCCUGACAGGGCUGUGAGAGUGACUGAGAAGAUCAUAGGGAUCUCCAGUGGUCCAAUGGGGUCACUUUUCAGGAAUGCUGCACACACAGGGCACUUAGUGCUAUCAAGGAUCCCACCCAUCCAUCCAGCAUCAUCUUUGACAUUCUACAUCAGGUAGGAGACUCCCAAUACAUAAGACAAGAAUGGUCAGGCUGGGAAACAGCUUCUUCCCGCAGGCCGUUAGGCUUCUGAACUCCCUAUCUCAUCGCACUUGAAAUGUCACGAUAAUAUGCAUUGUACCCUACAAUAUUUAAUUUAUGCACUUUGUUUAUUAUUAUGUAAUUCAUUUGUAGAUUUAAUGCUUACUUUCUUAAGUUAUUGUGUGUUAUGAGUAGCACUGUGCUUUACAGCCUGGUCUAGAGAAAUGUCUUGUUUAGCAGUAUACAUGUAUACAGCUAAAUAACAAAAAACUUGAUUUGACAAUAACAAAACAAGCCCUUGCUUCCUACCCCACACACCCCAGGUAAGGCCUCCACUUUUCUGGGCCUUCAGAUUCCGGUGGACUCUAAAGGCUGGUUUAUUCUUGUGUGUAUGGGCUAUGCCACAGCCUACAUCGUAACCCUGAUAUUGACUUCUGUGUUGCUGUACCGAGCAUGAGUUUGUGUGCGCCAAUAUGCUAGUUGGCGGUGGGGUUUCUAUGCCACUGUGUUGAGUUUCUUCAUGACAGACAUGGACGAGGAAAUGCAUUUCGAACAGUUUUGCAUGUCAGCAGGUAGAUUUGACGAUUUGGUUCGUCUAUUUCGCAUCGGUGUGCACACAGCCUACAGACAUGGCGGAGCAGAAACAACCAGAAAUGUGUAGGUGGACAUGCGAUGCUACCAAACAGACUAAUCACAGUUGCAGUCUGCAUUGCCGCAACACAUGAGUGACUUUUCUGGAGAGGCGUGCGUCACCCUAAUGCAUAGAGUACAGUGUAGGUACAGCGUAGGGUACGCGUUACCUACGGUAUCGAUGUGACACACAAUCGUAAAUCAGCCUUUAACUAUCCAACAUCAGAUCUUUGACUUCCCCAGCAAUCUUGCAAAGGGUCACAGACCCAAGGCUUCAGCCAUCGGGCCUCAACUUUUGGACUUUCAAUCUAUCCCAGACUCGCCAAUGACAAUGAAAUGAAGACCCCAAAUUCUGGGCCUCAAACUCAGGUCUCUCAGACUUAUGUACCUGGGAGGUCAUUGGCCCUCAUGCUUCCUGUCUGCACAAAACUCCAAUGCCAGAAAAUGCUGCUGAUUAAUUCUCAUUUACCUUAGGGUGGGGGCCACUUGCCUUUGUCCUCGCUGGUCUACCAGACCGACAUUCAACCUCAGGAACUAUGUAAGCAAAUUCCACACAUUUAUUUAUUUAGAGAUACAGCUCGGUAACAGGCCCUUCCAGCCCAGUGAGGCCGUGCCACCCAAACUACACACGUGACCAAUUAACCUACUAACCCAUAUAUCUGGAAUGUGAGUGGAAACUGGAGCACCUGGAGGAAACCCACACAGUCAUGGGGAGAACGUACAAACUGCUUGCAGUGACCCCAGAUUACAUUACAGAUAAUCUGUCCCAGUGCACACCCAGUUCAUUAGCCAAGUGAUAUCGGACCAUGUUCAUGAAAGGCACGGCCCAGAUUAAAGUGGCUCCACCAUCCUAUCUGCCACAGCCCCACAUACCUCACCACACUAAACUCCACAACUUUAUCUCUCCCAGCCAGACAUGUACAUCCAGCGGCCGUACACUCAAACCUAAUCCUCAGGUCCAAGUGGGCACACAGCACCACUAACCCUAGGUGCACCCCAUUUAACCUCGACCACACCCCUACAAACCCGAUGACGUGUGGUGAGGGGGAGGAAGAUCCAAUAAAGGCAAGUGUUGGACCUGGUUAAUGAAGGCGUGGGCCAGAUGAAUGUGGCAGGAUUGUGUGACACUGAAUCUCGAGUGACAAGAUCAAGAAGCACAAGAGGGAUGAUUCUCCCACUACCCACAUACUCUCAACCCUGACUGGUCAAACAAAAUUGUUAUGGAAACAGCAUGAAGAAUCCCUCUGCAUGUGAAUGUGACAGAAUACCCGAGUCUCCACCAGGGCUUUCGUGACUGACACUAGUGGAAACCAGAGGAAGCGACUGAUAUAAUGAAGGAAGCAGCAAACACCACCAGAGAUGGAGGAGCUUCAUUGCUGCUCUAAAUGCUGGCGGUGUAAUGGGCAGAAAUAAGUAAGUAAUGUUACUGUGUACAAUAGGCUCUCCUGAAAUACACACCAACUAGUCUGGCAUGGUUUAAUAAAUCAUUGUAAGAAAUUGCUUAUCAUAUGUACUGACUGGAAUAUAAAUGAAUGCCUGUGGUCAUGAAUAUUGACAAGUUAGCUUUUAUUUAUUUAGUGUAAUCAGUAAAUACAUGUCUCGACUUUAUUAAAAUUUAAUGUGCUUUUCCAUCACCAUGUUGGAGAUGCUGAAGUGUUGGAAUGGACAGUAGUUUUGAUGGACUGUCAAUGAUGGUCUCUGCAAGAUUUGCUGUUGCUUGCAUGGUGGAGGGGGGGGUUUGAUGCUUUUGCUGGGGCAAGUGGGGGGAAGGGGAGGGUUGAUGAUUUUCUUGCUGAAUGUUAGGGGGAGGGAGACUUUGGGGUUCUAACGUUUUCUGUCAUUCAUUCUUUGCGUUUUUCUGUUUUGUGAAUGUGAAGAGUAAGGAUUUCAGGUUGUAUACUGUAUACACUCUGAUAUUAAAUUGAAACAUUGAACCAUAACUCUUUUAAACAUUAAUGGAUUUCCAGCCUAAACAGAACAACCGCCCAUCUCACUGUUGCCAUGGGGACAUCUGAUGUUUUUCUGUGUGACCAAACAGGGAAGUAUCAUUUUAAGUGUUAAGUGUGU
This is a messenger RNA of Hypanus sabinus (Atlantic stingray), 4362 nucleotides long. RefSeq names its product alkB homolog 6 (gene alkbh6). The transcript has 8 exons. The record is from RefSeq and is a predicted model, not a curated record. Bases 539 to 1261 code for a protein of 240 amino acids. NCBI's taxonomy places the organism in Eukaryota, Metazoa, Chordata, Chondrichthyes, Myliobatiformes, Dasyatidae.